Geodia barretti is the source of this 4434-nucleotide messenger RNA. Lineage: Eukaryota; Metazoa; Porifera; Demospongiae; Tetractinellida; Geodiidae. The record is from the annotation of a GenBank genome assembly.
CAUUCUCCGCAUACUCGUAUUUAUAAACGUGCUAAUUGGGUGACAGUUUACAACCAGAGGUUUGGAGUAGCGGCACUUCAGGAGAUCCAUGUGACAUUCUUGCAGUUAUCUUGGUAGAUCGCUGGAGGAAAUCGUGAAGAUACUUUUGUUUUACCCACGCGAGCGAUCCUCGAUCCUGCGAAGGAGAGAGAAGAGCGAACGGGGAGAAAGAGAGGUCCUUCAUGAGCCAAUCGGCGCGGAAUGGCCAAACUCCUCCUGGCUUGCCUGAAACCACUGACGACAGAUGACGACGCAGGCUCGACGCCACGGACUACGACAAACGGAUCACCAGACGGAUACCAAAGCUCGGCAGCCUCCUCUUCCCAGGAGAGAAGAAAGGUGGCCUAUGUGGAGUUACUACGACGCAGCAGGGAGCCGUUUGGGAUUGGGGUUGAGGGAGGGACAGACAGACACCAACCUGCUCACAUUGCUCACCUGCGACCGGGUGGAGUGGCCGAUAAGAGCCAGGCCCUGCAGACUGGGGACCGGAUACUCAGCAUCAACGGGACCUCCACCGAACACCUCAUGCGCUCUGAGAUAGCAGCUCUUCUCGACAACGCCGGCAACGUCGUCAACCUCGAGAUUGCUUAUGAAGCCUCACCAGAUGAGGAAGAAGAUGAAAGUGGAGUUCUGAAGAAAACUGCCUUCCUCACGCUCACGAGAGAGAGGAACAGUUUUGGAUUCACCAUCAGUGGAGGCAGCAAGGAACGCAGGCCCAUCACUGUCUCCCACGUGGCAGUCGGUUCCUCUGCGUUCAGACAUGGGGUACUAAAGGCUGGAGACAGAGUGCUGCAGAUCAACGGGAGCGACGUGACCGCAGUCUCGCAGCUUGAAGCCGUGACGCUCCUUCAGUCCAGCGAUGACACGUGUACUCUCGAGAUUGAGUAUGACAUCACAGUUCACGAUGAACUACUUGAAUCAAGGGGCCCCCUACAGGUUGACCUCAUAAAGCCAAAGGGAGCCAGUCUGGGGAUAUCGCUGAGUGGAGCGCUCCACCUUGGCCAGCCCAUGUACAUCUCCAAAGUGAAGGAGGCUGGGAUAGCUGAAAGAUGCGGAGCUCUCCACGUGCGAGACCAGCUGGUGUCAAUCAAUGGGGUGACCCUUGAUAACAAGACAAUCAGGGAUGCGGUUCGACUGCUGGCGCGGUCAGACUUCAACGUGCGACUGGAAAUAAUACCUGCCCACAACCUCACCAUCGUCCCCGAUCUCUCCCAGGAGGAAGCUCUCAGUGACACUCUAUCAAGGCUGUCUGAUCCUCAUGCUCCCCAUCUCCCUGGUCGACAAUCGCAAUUAUCAGUGACCUCCAGUGGCAGUGGUGGUCACCACAUGCUGUGUCAUCCCGAAACCAUGAGAGUCCAACUGAAGUCAGACGACAUUGGGUUCGGCCUCUCUCUCCACGGCGGAGUGUCGGGGAAGAGAUACCGGCCCAUCAAGAUUGCCGUCAUUGAAGAUGGAGGACCUGCUGCACUAGCUGGUGUUCUGCAGGUAGGAGACCGGAUCAUAUCUCUGAACGGAGUGAACGUGGAUGGAGUGGCCACAGCUCAUCAGGCCCUGAAGCUGGUCCAGGAGGGAGGCGACGUUCUGGACAUGGAAGUCAUCUUUGACGUCACUGAUGCAGUUGUACCGACUUCAGGGACGUUUGACGUGAAGAUGGUCAAGACAUCCAGUCUGAAUCUGGGCAUCACUAUCAAUGGGAGUGACAAGAGAGAAGACAACAUUUGGAUAUCAAGCCUCAAGAAAGGAGGCAUUGCUUGCAGAAUGGGCACCCUAAAGCCAGGCGAUGUCAUUCUGGCAAUCAAUGGUCAAAGUAUGCAGAACUGCAAUCUUCGCGAGGCGGCGCACGCCCUCCGUAACGCAGGCGACGUCGUGACGCUCACCAUCAGCAAAGAAUGCUGUGAAAGACCCACCACUGGAUUGACACCGAGUGAGGCUGUCAUAUUCUCAGUCGAGCUACACUCCGAUGGCUUGCCUCUUGGAAUCUCCCUCACAGGUUCUAACCACCAGCCACAGCCAGUGUUUAUUGCCAGGAUCUCAGAAGGGGGAGUGGCUCACAGAACGGGGGCCCUGAAGGUGGGAGACAGGAUUAUGGCAAUCAAUGGUCAGAGUCUGUUUGGCAAGACUCUCAGAGACGCCGUUUUCAUGCUCCAGAACGCCGGGGACGCCGUCACGCUCAAGAUCAGUAAACUCAACAGAAGAAAACACUCUAGACCUAAAGCUUGGAGUCCGACAAGCAAGCUCUAUCGCCAGAGGUACCGUGGAGGUAAUGUCUCACCGCCGCGACGCCACACCCACCACGCCCGUCUCCCGAGACACGUUGGCAGUGCCGGGAACAUGCCGAUUGCCAGUAGAUUCCUCGGAGGAGGUCUCCACGGGAGACAGCCUUCCUCGACAACCAUCGCUUCCUCCGUAUCGGGCGCCGGGACCCCCGAGAUACCCGAACGACUUCCCUAUCUGCCAAGGUCCGUAGCUUCCUCCCCGAGACAGUUGUCGGGGGAUUUCGGCUGUGAUGAACAUCGACAUCUUCAGUUUUCUCCGAGCGAACGCAGCGCUUUUAGUCGUCUUCCAGCUGUGGAGGACGAUGAGGAGGAGGAGGAGGAGGAGGAGGAACCUGGGGAAAGGGUCAGAGUUUCACGACAGAGGCUGUUUGAAGGUGCCGCGGGUGCUACUGGUGGGCCGAGUUACCAAACCCAGCCUCCUGCUGCGACCAGUUUGUCUCCCGUGGAGGCGCUGUGGGAGAGACAGAGGAGCCUGGCAGAGAGGAGCGCUCUCGCUGAAACCGACGAAGAGACGGGCCAGGAAGACGAGGAGCUAGCGGCGGGGGAUCGGUUUCAUUAUCGCAGGGGUUCCCUCCCCGUUCACCCGCUUCCGCACUUUUACGGUGGAGUCGGUGCCGCCGGUGGGCCCGGUCGAUGGAACUUCAAGAUGAGAGCCAUGCCGCUUCCUGUCGGGCGGGUUUCCCCGCUCAUGUCGGACCACGAACACGGGGGAGGGAGGGGAGGGAGGAAGAAACUCCCAGCGCAAAAGGAUCAGGACGAGCUUGGCGCUAAUAGAACUGCAACAGGUACCCCACCUAACAAACCUUCAAGUGUUGCUGGAGAUUUUGGUUCCCGGAGUCCUCAGGACAAGGAGAGCGUUCGGGAGUUGACAGAAUCGGGGGAGAAGAGGGGCGAGGAAGAGGAGAGAGAGGAAGGCGAGAGUGCGAGUGAUGAAGAGGAUGGAGAGGAGAGGGUAGGUGUAGGAGAGACGGAGUUGGAAAGCUGGGAAGAAGGCGCGGAAGACAUCGAAAACGGAGCUAAAACUGUUCACACUGAGCACACAUCCCUCCCCUUCCCUCUUGUCCCUGCAGCCAGGGCCCUCCCUCGUUUCCCCUCGCCACCUUCCUCCCAUGUCAAGAACACCACUUCAACCUCAACCCCGAACUCUCUCAGUAGGCCAAAACCGGCCUCAAUCACUUCUCGGGCUAAACAGCGAGCACCAAGCGUACCAGCCCUACCAACGUCUCUCCUCGCUUCCUCAGUCGACCCCAACAAUCUCCUGGGGCUCCCGGAAUGUCUCGGAGACUACGAACGUACGCUGCACAACGCCCGGAACUACAUGAGGGAGUUUAAAGCUCUCGCCGAGAGCGGAUCCUCGGACCAAGAGAGCGACCCUGAGCCGACUCUCAGCACCAAACUGAAAGCCGCCGAGAUAAUGGAGCAGAUCAGCUCGGCUGCGAAAGUCCCAGCACUCAUCCAGCACCAUCUGGUGACACUGCACAAAGAGAGCAAAGAGACUGAUCUAGGGUUCAGUCUGUCAGACGGUCUCGGCGAGCCUGGUGUCUACGUGAAGAGCAUACACUCUGGCGGGCUGGCAGAGAAAAACGGAGAACUCCGACCGUUUGACCGCAUCAUGAAGGUUUGUAAACCCCUUUUCUUAUCUUUUGUUUGUUGCUACCGGUAGCGUUUGUGCUUUUAGCUUCUGUAAAUGGGCCCUUCUUAUCAGGCCCCCGUUUCUCGAAGAUGUACACUACACAUCCAGCACCAUCCUGCUCUCACUGUUGCUGGCUUAUUCAGUUUCGCCCUGUUUUGACCUCAGCCACUCUUGUUACAAUAUAAUAAUACCAUUUCUUGCCCUCUUCGCCUCCCAAUGAUGACUAUAUUAUAGAUCAAUGAUGAGGUGGUGAGGGACUACGACUGCUGCAGAGUGGUCCCUCUCCUGCAGGAGCUGACGUCCGACGUCGCGCUCCUCGUGGCAAGAAACUCUCUUUCAAAAUCUCAACCUUCUACUGCUGCUGGGUCCAAGUAACGGUGUUUCACGGCACACUUUCGGAUUGUGAAGCAGUGUCAAUUUUCUCAAUUGUAAUUUUUGUGUUUUUGAUGUUGUGUAGUUGUGUUUUUCAUCUUCAUAUCAUUGUUG